Messenger RNA from Bactrocera tryoni, 633 nucleotides. RefSeq lists its product as uncharacterized. The transcript has 5 exons. Lineage: Eukaryota; Metazoa; Arthropoda; Insecta; Diptera; Tephritidae. The record is from RefSeq and is a predicted model, not a curated record. Bases 1 to 633 code for a protein of 210 amino acids.
AUGGUGUUGGGUAGUCCGCUCAGUAGGCCUGUGAUGUUGAUCAUAAGCGCGCGAAAUAUACUCUUUACAGAAUCACUACAAUGUUAUGAUUGCUACGAUUGUGAAGAUGAGGAGGAUCUCAACGAACUACAAAUCUGCGGCGAAUUUCCCAUAACACCAGCACCCGGGAAUGGCGUUAACUCAGAGAAUAUGACUGUAGUAGCAGGGAAUAACACUUUAAGUUCUGGUAAUACAACAACAGCCGCAACAAUAAGUAACUCAACCAAAGGUCCAAACUUCAAUGAAGACGGCAGCGAAGAGAAUAGCGAAGAUGAGGAUGAUGAAAGCGACGAUGAUGAGGAUGAUAAUGAACGGCGUUUGCGACCCAGCCGGCAGAUGUUCAGCAAUACGGGCGAUGCUGUGUGCUAUGUAGUAAAAUUGAAAGUCAACGACACCACCAUUACUAAACGUGGUUGCGCCACAUUUUUCUAUGACGAUGACACUUGUAGAUCCGUUUCUGCUGGCUUGGGCAUACAAAGUUGUCACCUAUGUGAAGUGGAUGGUUGCAAUAAGUACGCUGGUGAUGAUGACUAUUGGGGUGCUCUGUGGAAUGCUGGCGCAAAAAUUUUGUGUACACUUAUCAGUAAAAAAUAG